GCCUGAAUUUAAGCCUGUGGUAGGUACUUCGCAGCUGCAACUUCAAGUGCAACACAACAAUAAAGGAGAGGCGAUCAUCAUCAUGGUUGCAACGAGUCCUGUGGUAGAAGACUUAGAGGCACUGGUUGUGAAACGUUCAAGGACGAGUUGGACAAUCAGUAAGCGGAGCAAUGACGGACGCCGAUGGCAAAAUACUCAAGCGGAGGCGGGAGCGCUUUGGGGGUGAUGAAGGUGACGAUGAGGACGCUGCAGAAGAUCAGAAGGCCAAGAAGGUGCGCUUCCCAAAAAGCAAGAAGGCUCAGGAGGAAGCAGUGGAAUUGGAUGAGGCAGGAGGGCCUAUAAUUGCCGCGGAUGCGAGGGCUGUUGCAACGGAGCGAGCGGUGAAAAGGAAGGAGAAGGGCAAGAACAAACUAAAAGAGGAUACAGAUGUCGGAACCAAUGUCGGAGGGGCAGAGGAAGAUUAUGAGGACUAUGAUGACGAGCACGGCCUGGUGCGGGACGACGAGGGGACAAAGCUGGAGCCCUUCAAUCUCAAGAAGGAGCGGGAGGACGGCUACUUCGACGCCGAGGGCAACUAUGUCGAAUACCGCCAGGAGAACGAUGCACGGGACGCCUGGCUGGAGGGCGUGAAGGUGGACCCGAGCCUGGCCAAGCGCGCGGCUGAGGAGCAGGCCGCAGCCGACAGUGUCGAGGAGGAAAUGUCUACGGGCGAGAUGGCCGCCAUCAAACGGCGAAUCGCAGACUCGCUUCAGAACGGGGAGACUGUGCUCCAGGGGCUGAGGCGCUUGGGGGGUGCGGGAAGGGGGCAAAGCGGAAGUAAGCCGGGCGGUCGGGGGAGGGGGCGGGGACCACCGGGGGUGCCCGUGGUAGAAGAGAAGAAGAUGAGCGAUGAGGAGAAGAGGCAGUUCGAUGCCUUGACGGAGGACGCGAGCCGGCUAAUGGAGGCAGGGGAAUACAACGUUUACUCGGACAAGAAGGAGACGUUUCUGCGGGAAGCAGAGGGUUACGAGGCGAUCCACCGGCUGCGCGCCCAGGCAGCUGCUGCAACAACGGAGGAUGACGACAUGUUUGCGGAUGAUGACGCUGCACCCGCUCUCGGGAGGGAAAAGGCAGGGCCCUCUGCAAACGGGGGCGCGUCUAACAGAGGGGCAGAGGGGGGUAUCCCGACCGAAGCUUCUGGAUUCGUCUAUGACGAGACUUCCGGGUUCUACUACAAUAGUGAACAGGGCUACUACUACGAUCCGGGCUCAGGGCUGUACUGCAGCGCUAGCACUCAACAAUGGUACUACUUGAACCCAGUUACAAAUGCUUACGAAGAAGUGAAGGAAGACAAAGGUUCAAAAGGGAAGGACAAGGACGCCUGAUAAAGUCGUCUUUCUAGGCAGGCCGGCAAUUCAGCUCGAUGAGAUUCCUCUUUACCGAAGCAACAGCCUUACGUUGAAGAGUAGUAGCCCAAAAGGAGAUAUUGCCGCAACAAACAUAAAUGCACCUUUAUGAAACGACGCCUAAAGUUGUUUUGAUUAGCAACAACAACCAUGUCGUGGC
Klebsormidium nitens is the source of this 1545-nucleotide messenger RNA. NCBI's taxonomy places the organism in Eukaryota, Viridiplantae, Streptophyta, Klebsormidiophyceae, Klebsormidiales, Klebsormidiaceae. The record is from the annotation of a GenBank genome assembly.